AAUAAUAAUAAUAAAAAAAUAAAUAAAUAAAAAAAUAAACGAGUGAUAGUGGUGGACGAUAACGCGAAUUCGUUCUCUGUGAUAAUAAUAAGACGAGCGAUGGUUACGAUGUUCAGUGAGUGCGGAUACGUCAUCUUCCUGCUGCUACUCGUCCCCUACAUCGAAAGCGCGCGGCGACUGAACGAAUAUAUUCGCCACUACGAGCCCCUAUCGUAUUCGACCGAAGAUGUUCAUCGAGCUCAUCUCAGGGCAAAGAGAUCCGUGGCGCAGGAUAAUCCAGUUACAUUUAAAUUCCGUGCCCACGGUAGAGACUUUCAUAUAAGAUUAAAAAGAGACAUAACAACGUUUAGCAAUAACUUAGUUAUAGUGGGACCCUCCGGCGAAGAGGAGGAUCUCGACACGUCGCACAUUUACCAUGGUCACCUACUGGGAGAACCUGAUAGCUACGUCUUCGGAAGCAUCAGCAGCGGUGUCUUCCACGGUAAAAUUGUGUCGCCUCAAGGUGGUGCGUGGUACGUCGAAAAGGCGCAUCACUACUUCCCGCCACACGAAGUAAACGAGACACAUCACUCGGUCAUUUAUCACGAGCAUGACGUGAUCGAUCCAUUCGCCGAUAUACGCGAAGGACACUCGUCGGGUUGUGGCGUGACCGAAGAAAGAGUCCGAUGGAUGGACAUGGUCCAAAAUUCUGGUGAACCAGAGCCGCCGCCGCCAUCCAAGAUCAAACCUGGAUCAGGAAAUGCCGCGAAGGUCGAUCCUUGGGUCGACGACGACGAGGAUCCCGGGCACAAAUACUCGCGACAGGCAAAUGUGCCUGAAAGCUUGAGGACGAGGACGAGAAGGGAGACGCGACCCAAGCAGGAGAAAAAUAACACCUGUUCUCUGUUCAUACAGACUGAUCCCCUAAUCUGGAGACACAUACGGGAAACGGUGAAUAAUGAAGUAGAAAAAACCAAAGAGGAAAUUCUUUCGCUGAUAUCGCAACACGUUACAGCCGUGAAUUAUAUUUACACAGGCACGAAAUUCGACGGUAGGACCGAGCAUCGAAACAUCAAAUUUGAAGUUAAAAGAAUAAAGAUCGACGACGACACGCCUUGCAACAACCCCCCGAAUUAUGGAGACACGUCGAAUCCAUUUUGCAUGGAGAAUAUUGACGUCAGUAAUUUUCUCAACCUACACUCGCUUGGCAAUCACCAGGACUUUUGCCUAGCCUACGUUUUCACCUACAGAGAUUUUACUGGAGGUACUCUUGGCCUUGCUUGGGUCGCCUCUGCAUCUGGUGCUUCAGGCGGUAUUUGCGAGAAGUACAAAACUUACACGGAAACCGUCGGCGGAAUGUACCAGUCGACAAAGAGGUCGUUGAACACGGGUAUCAUCACCUUUGUAAACUAUGCGAGCAGAGUACCGCCGAAAGUUUCUCAGCUAACGCUUGCCCACGAAAUUGGCCACAACUUUGGAUCGCCGCACGAUUUUCCACCGGAAUGCAGACCCGGUGGACUCGAUGGAAAUUAUAUUAUGUUCGCCUCGGCCACCAGCGGAGACAGACCGAACAACAGUAAAUUCUCAAACUGCAGUAUAGGGAACAUCAGCAACGUCCUGGACGCGAUGGACGAUAAAAAAAGGAGGCCCUGCUUCACUCCACCUGCUGGCGCUUUCUGUGGGAACAAAAUCGUCGAGGAUGGCGAGGAAUGCGAUUGCGGCUACGACGAAGAGGAAUGCAAAGACAAGUGUUGCUAUCCACGUUUAUCGCUGUCGGAAAAGCAGUGCCGUAGGAAAAACGCAACGCAGUGCAGUCCGAGUCAAGGACCCUGCUGUUCGAGCAAGACAUGCAAAUUUAUACCGAACGAAAAGGAAAAAACUUCUGUAUGCAGAGCUGAAACGGAAUGCAGUUACGCGUCGACUUGCAACGGGACGUCAUCCGUGUGUCCUCCGUCAAAACCAAAAGCUAACAACACCAAGUGUAACAAAGAAACUCAGUUGUGCAUCAGCGGCGAAUGUAUCGGAUCGAGAUGCCUGGAAUGGAAUCUCACGGAAUGCUUCUUGACCAGCAACAAACCGAAUAUAGACAAACGUAAGCUGUGCGAAUUGGCUUGCCAGAAUGGUACUGAUAUCUCGACGUGUCGCAGUACCAGCGAGCUUCCUUACUUGAAAGCCCAGGGAAAAGGAGCGAUCAAUCUAAGGCCAGGCUCGCCUUGUGAUAACUUCCAGGGAUACUGCGACGUGUUUCUUAAAUGCAGAGCGGUCGACGCCGAAGGACCACUUGCAAGAUUGAAAAAUUUACUCUUCAACAAGGAGACUUUACUCACACUUUCUCAAUGGGUUACGGAGUACUGGUGGGCGGUACUGCUGAUGGGGAUAGCGUUCAUAAUUUUUAUGGGCUUGUUUAUCAAGUGCUGUGCGGUACACACUCCUUCCAGUAAUCCUAAGAAACCACCGGCAAGACGGAUCAGUGAAACAUUAAGAAGACCGAUGAAUACUCUAAGGAGAAUGCGACAUCAUCAUGGAGGCGGUGCCGGUCCGAGAAGCAUUCCUCCGAGACAAGGACAAGGAGGCCAUGGACAGCGCGGUCCUUCGCACGGAUACGGGGAAGGUAGAGGAGCUCAGUAUUAUCCUCCCAAAGGCUAUCGCUCGGUUCCCACAGCUAGUGCGCCACCAGCAGGUGGUCCAGCAGCCAACUACGGCCGGUCAAACCGUCCCGAACUGUAUGCCGGGGCCUAUUCGGGUUCCGGAGGAGGUGGUAGGGGCACAGCCUAUGAGAUGAGGCAUCACAACAAGGUUUGACGACUCUAGAGUGUCCCAAACCAUAUUUGGCGUUACUUUGUGAAACGGUCUCAUCGUAGUCUACCAUAACAACAUCGUUUGGACUUCUUUAUUGCUCGCACAAUGAGCGGCCCAAGAGAGAAAGACAGAGUGUCAAAGAGAGCUGGAUACUAAUUUGAAUUAUGUUGUUUAUCAUUCAUCAUUACUAUUAUUACUUAUAUAUAAUUAUUAGCUCGCCUCAUGAAAAUUAGAGAAAUGUGAAUCACCGUCUGGGAGAAAUUUCCUCGUCAGGAAAAGACAAGUGUUACAAUUUUAUCAGAUAUUCAUGACGCUUUGGAAAGAUUAAUCGAACCCCGUAUUUGACCUAGCAUCCAGUGCUCUUUUUUUAUAAAUUAUAUAUAAAUAUAACAGUAGACUCCAUUAAGUAAGUAGUAAUUAUAAUAACCAUGGUCACACUGCCCUAAGAAGAACAACAACAGUAACAACAUAAGAAAGGAAAAACAAGAGAUAGGAAAGAAAAGUCUAGACUAAAACCAAGGUUGAAAUUAUCGCGAUAUAAUUUAACUCUUCAAUAUCAAUUUUCAAACACUUGUUUUGCUUCAAUUGUUUCGUUAUUUACAAAAAACAAUUCAUAAUCUUCUAGCUCGACGAUUUUUGCUCCCAAACAGACCUGUCGUGGAUUGGAUGGAUGCUUUGACAGGAUAUUAAGUAUGACAAUAUUACGAAGUUGUGAUUUACAGGGUGGAA
Messenger RNA from Diprion similis, 3507 nucleotides. It is a transcript of the gene kuz, whose product is annotated as disintegrin and metalloproteinase domain-containing protein 10. The coding region runs from base 100 to 2781 and encodes 893 amino acids. The record is from RefSeq and is a predicted model, not a curated record. Gene Ontology annotation, molecular function: metalloendopeptidase activity. Gene Ontology annotation, biological process: Notch signaling pathway; membrane protein ectodomain proteolysis. Gene Ontology annotation, cellular component: plasma membrane. Lineage: Eukaryota; Metazoa; Arthropoda; Insecta; Hymenoptera; Diprionidae. The transcript is spliced from 15 exons.